This is a messenger RNA of Klebsormidium nitens, 1917 nucleotides long. The record is from the annotation of a GenBank genome assembly. NCBI's taxonomy places the organism in Eukaryota, Viridiplantae, Streptophyta, Klebsormidiophyceae, Klebsormidiales, Klebsormidiaceae.
UAGUUCUCAGCCGCUUGGCAGCACAGCUGAUUCUCUGCAGCGCCGGCUGCAUCAUGCCUUCAAAGGUCAGCUGCAGGAACAGAAUUCUGCAAGCAACUAGCUGCUAUAGAACAGUUACCAUUGAGAAGGUGCAAGAAGUGCUCCAGCCUUUUUGAAAAGUUGGAGCUGUGAGCUAUCUGGCCUUUGGAGACUUUGAGUGCUCCUUUGCGGGGCAUGGCCCCUCCUCUCGGCACCAUGGAUGCCCCCGAAACGCCCUGCCUGAUUGACAGGUGGCGACGCCCCUACACGCCUGGGCUUUUCACACCUGAGGAGUUUGAGCAAUACUGGACGCUUGGGUUUGUCUUGAAGAAGGACGUGUUUGCCCCCGAGGAAUUGGAGCCAGCUCGAGAAGCAGUGAACAGGGGAGUUGCAGACAUUGCAGACGACCUGUUCAAAGCCGGCAAGAUCAAGAACAAACACGAGGACGCACCGCUUGAAACGCGGCUGACGUUGAUUGAGGAGCAGUUUCCCUCGGCGAGCGUGUUGUUGCAUAAGCGGGGGGUGCUUCCCAAGGAGUUCCAAGCCCUGUGGACGGACCCCCGGUUGAUGAGCGUGGCCCGACAGCUGCUCGGAGAUGACAUUGGGGGCCAUCCGGUUUGGAACUUGCGGCCCAAGACACCUCAGCAGGAGCAGGCGACAGUUCCGUGGCACCAGGACGCCGCGUAUCUGGACAAGGUCGCCUGGGAGGUGCACCAGGUGACGGCGUGGAUUCCGCUCGUUCCGGCCUCCGAGCGGAACGGAUGCAUGCAGGUCGUCCCGGGGGGGCACCGGACGGGGCGGACCGCAAAGCACACCUGCUGUGCUGGGGGUACCUGGUACGUCGAACUGGACGAAACUGACGCCGCACAAACUUUGGGGGUGGACCUCCAGUCUGCCGCCCUGACUUGCGAGGUCCCCCUGGGAGGGGUCCUUUUCCUGAACAACAUUCUGCCGCACCGUUCGCUGAACAACCUGAGCGACGGCAUCCGGUGGUCGCUGGAUUUGCGGUGGCAGAAAUGGGACCAGCCCGCGGGGUUUUACGGGUUAAAGGAGGUUAUCCCGAUGACCAAGUCGGGUCAACCAGAUUACAAAGUCGACUGGGACGGGUGGGCGAACCUCAGCCGAUCCGCCCUCCAAGAAGGCAUCCUUAAACCCGAAACGAAGAGCCUCGUCGAGACCGUCAAAGCAAUUGAUGCUUCCCACGUGGUUGAGCCCGUCUUGAAGAUUGACGGCGUAUCUAGUGUCAUGCUCAGCGUCGCUAAAAGCCCCGACUCGCCGACGAGCACAUUGGGGGAUCCCUUUGACACUACGAUUGCGGGGCCGUGGAUGGACCAGUGGCCGAUCGUCUUCCACAAUAGGCACACGGAGCGGCAUGAGCGGGGUUCGGUUCAGGGAUGGCAUAAGGCGUAGGCCAGAGUUUUGAGGACACGACGGAAAGCAAGAAAGGGUUGGCGUCUGUUGCACACGCUCAAGAAGGGUCCUGACAGAGCAUUCAGGAGUUGUGGCCGUCUUAGCGUCAUCGGAAUUCUGCACCUGGUGGAAAAGACCGUGUCGAUAAAAAUGUGUUGCGGCCUUGGUCUGCGCCUCUCAUAAAGGUACGAGGCGCUACCAGGUUAGCGGUGUGAGUGUGUCCAAGUAACUGAGCCAAAUACCGUGCCAAGUUUCUAGUAGGCAUUGGAUUAUUAUACACUCUACGUGUUUGUAAAGACAACUCGUUAUAUACGAAGCAGCAUAACCAUUAGUGUAGUUUGAGGCCAUACGGAUCCGACAUGUCCAAGUCUGGUUUUAAUGGUUGAUGAGCGCUGGCAUAUAUUCUUCAGAUGAUUCGAGGAUCGCUCAGGUCUUUCAUUGGUACGUCACUCGCACAGAAAACGCGAUCUUGCAGCUAACUGGCCCCGG